Naumovozyma dairenensis CBS 421 is the source of this 1149-nucleotide messenger RNA. RefSeq names its product Arc1p (gene ARC1). Gene Ontology annotation, molecular function: tRNA binding. The record is from RefSeq and is a predicted model, not a curated record. Lineage: Eukaryota; Fungi; Ascomycota; Saccharomycetes; Saccharomycetales; Saccharomycetaceae. The transcript has a single exon. Gene Ontology annotation, cellular component: methionyl glutamyl tRNA synthetase complex. The coding region runs from base 1 to 1149 and encodes 382 amino acids.
AUGUCCACUGGAUUAGUAGCCACAUUCAAAAACUUAACCAUUGCCAAGAAUGUCAACUCUUUAACUAGAGAACAAUCUGCUUUAGCCACACAAUGGGAAUCAAUUACCAAGAACGGUACCGCUGAAUUACAAGAAAACUUAGAUCAAUUGAAUCUAUUCUUGAGGGAUAACUCAUUCUUAUGUGCCACUCAACAACCAACCGUCACUGACGUCAUUGUCUUUGAACCAAUCUUCCCUAUAGUUAAACAACUUGUAUCAAGUACAAAAGACAUUAAAGAUGUAUACAACAAAUAUAGACAUAUCUUAAGAUGGUCCGAUUUCUUACAACAGUUAUUAUCUAUCCCACAAUCUUCUCAAUUAUCAUUGAAUUACGAUUUGGAAUUGACUCAUGAAAUCAUCGAGAAGAAGAAGAAACCGGCCGUCGCCGCCGCUGCUGCUGAUGCCAAGACUGCUGAAGCUACCACCCCAGCUGCUGCCAAGGAUAAACCAGCCAAGGAAGCUAAGGGUCCAAGGGGUAAACCAGAUGAAGAAACUUUGAAGAAAUUGAGAGAAGAAGCUAAAGCUAAAAAAGCCGCCAAGAAGGCUGCUCAAGCCACCGCACAAGCUGAGCAAGCUAAGAAAGCUGACGAAAUGCCAUCUCCAUCGAUCAUUGAUUUCCGUGUUGGGUUCAUUCAAAAGGCUAUCAAACAUCCUGAUGCUGAUUCUCUUUAUGUUUCCACUAUUGAUGUAGGUGACGCGGAAGGUCCAAGAACUGUCUGUUCCGGGUUAGUUAAGCAUUUCCCAUUGGAAGCUAUGCAAGAACGUUACGUUGUCGUCGUUUGUAAUUUGAAACCAGUUAAUAUGAGAGGUAUUAAAUCCACUGCUAUGGUCUUAUGUGCUAGUACUGAUGAAAAAGUUGAAUUUGUCGAACCUCCAAAGGGUUCUAAGGCUGGUGAUAAAGUUUUCUUUGAAGGGCUUGGUGAUGAAGAACCUUUGAAACAAUUAAACCCAAAGAAAAAAUUAUGGGAAAAAUUACAACCUCUUUUCUCUACAACUAGCGAUUUGAACGUUGUCUUCAAAGAUGAAGAAAACAAAAAGGACUUGAAAUUGACUAACGCUAAAGGUGAAGAUUUUAAAGUCGCUUCCCUUGUUGAUGCUCAAGUUCGUUAA